AUCACAUCUCUCCCAGCCAAAGGCAAUUAAGCAACCAUUACGCAGCCACAACAGCAACGCAGCAAGCUAAGCUAGAGGGAGUAGUGAGUGGGAGAGAGAGAGAGAGAGACAAAUGAGGCCGGAAAGAGUUGGAGGUGUGGCGCCGACGACGACGGUGCUAUUGGCUGGCGGCGGGCGGCCGAGCCUGUGGAGGACGCCGACGCCAUAUCUCUUCCUGGGGUUCGCGACGAUGAUGGUCCUCAUCGCGGUGGCGCUGGUCGCGCUCAUGUGCGCGCGCCGCAAGGCCUCUUCGUCGUCGUCGUCGUCGGCCAACGGCGGCGACGAGAAGCCGGCGUCGGUGCGGGUCCUGGUGCCGCUCGACCGGGAGCCCCCCAAGGUCGUGGUCGUCAUGGCCGGCGACGCCCUGCCGUCCUUCAUCGCCGUCGCCAGCGCGAGGAAGCCGCUCGCCUUCGCCGCCACACCGGCCGCGCCGGCCGAGGGCUUGUAGGCGCAUAUGCAGGGGCGGGCGAGAAGAGAACCCGCGCAUCGCGAGUUCGCGACGCGCGCGGGGGCCAAUUUUGUCGAGAGGUUUUUGUUUGUUCUUUUGCUUUGGAGCUCGGUGGCGUAGCGUAGGUGAACGGUGAACUGUGAGCUAGGGCGCCCACGCGCCGCCACCGGCCGGCAGCUGGUUUUGGUCUGUUUCGGGAAAAGCUUGCAGCUUGAAUAAAACGCGCACGGCUUUCUUUUCGCUA
This is a messenger RNA of Zea mays, 731 nucleotides long. RefSeq lists its product as uncharacterized. The transcript has a single exon. The record is from RefSeq and is marked validated. Lineage: Eukaryota; Viridiplantae; Streptophyta; Magnoliopsida; Poales; Poaceae. Bases 113 to 487 code for a protein of 124 amino acids. Gene Ontology annotation, biological process: regulation of amino acid export.